Bursaphelenchus xylophilus (pine wood nematode) is the source of this 578-nucleotide messenger RNA. The record is from the annotation of a GenBank genome assembly. NCBI's taxonomy places the organism in Eukaryota, Metazoa, Nematoda, Chromadorea, Rhabditida, Aphelenchoididae.
AUGAUCAUGAAUAAUAUUUGUCGACAAUUCUUCUCACACUUCUCGAGACCAGUUGUGUUGCGCCAGGCCUACUGUGUUGCGCCAAGAUUCAGCAGUUUUCAGCCCAAAUUCAGUCAAAGUUUAUAUUACAUUAACCUAAGAGCCGCUCAUAUUUACGGAUUGCAUUCCAUGGAGGAUUAUCAAAAUUAUCUGGCCGAAAGAAGUGGUCGGUUCGCGUUGUUGGACUUUUACGCGGACUGGGACGGCACGUCGUUGUUGCAAAAGGAUCGGUUGGCGACAAAAGUUGAGACUAGAGACGAGGAGGUAGGUUAAGAUAAAAUUCAUGAAAAAUCUCUAAUUUUUUAAUCGAUUGAGUAAAAUAAAAUCCUCUAAUCUCUUCUCCGUUCCAGUUUGACCUCCUUCAAGUCGAUGUUGGGACCGCUGUAGACGUGGCCGAAUAUUUCCAGGUCGCGGAAGUUCCAACCCUCAUCUCUCAUGAUGAAGAAGGAGAAAUCGAUCGUAUCGUUGGGGAUGUCGACGACGAAACGUUGGACGAAAUUCUCGAGGAUCUAAUCGACCGUUCUCAACACCACGGCUAG